Penicillium concentricum is the source of this 765-nucleotide messenger RNA. Its product is annotated as dienelactone hydrolase family protein. The record is from RefSeq and is a predicted model, not a curated record. The coding region runs from base 1 to 765 and encodes 254 amino acids. The transcript has a single exon. Gene Ontology annotation, molecular function: hydrolase activity. NCBI's taxonomy places the organism in Eukaryota, Fungi, Ascomycota, Eurotiomycetes, Eurotiales, Aspergillaceae.
AUGUCAAUCUCACCAUGCUGCAUCCAAGGCUCCGCAUGGGAAGGCACCCCCAGCGGGCGCUGUAGUAAGCUCGGCAACAACGAUGUUUAUAUCACCGGAGACAACCCAGACGUGGCGAUCUUAUUCACCACCGACCUGUUCGGUUGGACAUUCCCAAACGCUCGCCUCCUAGCUGACUACUAUGCAACUGAGAUCGGCGCCACUGUCUACGUACCUGACUUUUUUGGUGGCGAAAUCCUUGAUUUUGAACUUCUUUCCAACGAGCAAUUCCAUCUAAUUGAUCUCGCGGGAUUUAUGAGCCGGAAUGGCCGGCAGCAACGCGAGUCGGAGAUCUUCGAGUGUGCGCGACUCUUGAAGCAGCAACUAGGGUAUCAAAGGGUCGGCGCAGUUGGGUAUUGCUAUGGCGGAUGGGCGUCGUUCCGGCUCGGCGCGAAGGAACAUACGUUGGCAGGCCAGUCGUUGGUAGAUUGUGUCUCGAUUGGUCAUCCCUCGCUACUCACAAAAACGGAUAUCGAUGAAGUCGCAGUUCCCGUGCAGAUCCUGGCGCCCGAGAUCGAUCAGAUGUAUUCUGCGGAGCUGAAGUUACACACGUUUAAGACGCUGCAGUCAUUGCAGCUGCCAUUUGAUUACCAGCAUUUUCCGGGCGUCGUCCAUGCAUGCCUUGUGCGGGGAGAUAAGAAUAAGCCGGGGGAGAGGGCAGCCAUGUCGAGAGGGAAGCAUGCCGUCGUGGCGUGGUUUAAACAGUUUUUAAAGGAUUCGCAGUAG